AUGAACGUUCGCGUCUCGGUAUUGAAUCAAUGCCAGUCGGAUUUCCUGUUUUAACCAUGAGAUCCCCAGUUCCGUGGCAACCUUCGAAAAUCAUCGCUCAACACUCCGUCAAUUAUAAUCUCUUUAUUGGCAAUGAAAUUCUGAGGGAUAUUCGUGACUUGUGGUUUUCACGGUAUAGCGCGAUGAAAAUAAUUAACGUCACGGACAUAGGCGAGCUUCCGGUUCCAGCUUUGGACUUCGAGUCGAGAGUGAAUGAUCUUUGUUCACUUGCGAGUGAAAAACUGUUGAGAGAGUGGUUGGCCGACGUGGCUGAACUUUUUCUUGAAAAGCAGCACGCCUGGUCGAUUUACUUCGAAAAUAAACCGAGAGCAUCAACGUACCUCGUCGAAAAAUAUUUCCGAAGCGUGAAUUCAUUGCUGUCCCGACAACUACGAAUCGUCCUUAUGAAUACCUUGAAUGACGUGAAAGAUUUCUUUCUCCGGUAUCAAGAUGGAAAUUUCUUUGAAUCGGAGUACCAAGACCUCACAUUUACACGGGCCCCCUUCAUGAGUAUUGCCGUGGAGCCGGUGCCGAAUAGUAGCGAAUUGAUGUUCAAUCCCAGUGUGAGAGAAAUGUACAGCGUCGUGUCGAGAUGUUUCGAUAGAAUAAUUUCAGUCUCAUCCAACGUACCAACGAUCGAGACGAUUCUGUUUCCCGAGCUCGAGGAAACGAGGACUUUGUUCCCACUUUUUCGUCACGAAUCAGCCGUCGAAAAUAUCGUCACAGAAGCGCUGGACACGAUCGUGGCGAACGAAGUUGGUCCCCAGAUAUAUUUACAAUCUUAUGAGAAUUUUUCGUACAUUCUCGACGGUCGAGCUGCGAAAAGUCUCGACGAAUAUUUCGAGAACGAUCCCCUGCCAUCGUUGCGGGAAUUCGGACACAAAAUAGCAAGUUACGAUGAUCUGAGUAAAGAAAUUUGUUUGUACAGAAACAAGAUACCGUUGAAUUUGGUCGAGAUCGAUUGUACGAGCGUGAACGAGACGAUGAGAAAAAUCCUCCACGAUCUUCGGACCCGGAUCUGCGACAAUUUUCUAACCGAGUUGCGUACGAAGAACCACGAAUUAUGUGCAAUAUUCGAUUCGAUAGCGGAGAGAAUAUCAGGGAUGCCAGAAACGACGCAGGAGGUGGUUGAUCUGUUUAACUUUCUGUGCGAAAGUCGUGAUUCGACGAUGUUCAAUUUGCGUGGUAAGCUGUCGCGGUGCGCAGAGUUGAUACUAUUUUUGUACGACUAUCAAGCGCCGGAGGACGAGGACAUACAAUUGAACACGCGAACGUUAAAUUGGCCGAAGGAGAUGGAGACGGUGAUGGAACUGGCGACGGUGCGUUUGAACAUGAGGAAAGAAUUCGUCGAGAGCGUGUUACGGGCUCGGCGUGAAAAUUUCGAGCAAACGAUACAGAACAUGCAAAUGGGGAUAGAUCAAUUCAAGAAAAAAGAUCCUCCGGUCUUGACGAUGGACGAGAUGGAACAAGCGACCGAGGAAAUCGAACAACUGUCGAAAAACAUGGCAGAAAUCGUCAGAGAGGCCGAGCAAAUAAACGCCGAGGAAGGAUUGCUCGACAUGGAGUUGAGCCCUUACAUGACACUGCCAUCGAUGACGACGACGGUCGAGACAUUCGACAGACUGUGGCACACGGUUUUGAGUUUCCACAAAAACUAUGAAAAAUGGUAUUACGGAUCGUUCGUGGGUCUCGACGCCGAAGAGAUUCGUACCGAGACCGAUAACGCCUGGAAAACUUUGUACAAAUUAGGCCGUGUCUUGACCGACGUUCCAGGAGCUCGUAGAAUCGCCGAGAUGGUCCGAGGAAAAGUUGAAAAAUUCCGACAAUUUAUACCCCUUUUGCAAACUAUUUGUAAUCCAGGAUUACAGAAACGUCAUUGGGAGCAAAUAAGCGGGGUGGUUGGAACGCCCAUUCAUCCAACGGAGGAGAGCAGUUUGUCUGACAUGAUCGAUUACGGUCUGACCGUUCACACGAGCAAACUCGAAGAAAUAUCAUCGGCAGCAACGAAGGAGCAUACGCUGGAGAAAAACCUGCGAAAAAUGCAGAACGAGUGGCUCGACGUUCAUUUCGAUUUGACGCCGUACCGUGAAACAGGCGUCAUGAUAUUGUCGGCCGUCGACGAGAUACAGGUUCUGCUGGACGACCACAUACUCAAAGCUCAAACGAUGAGAGGCUCGCCGUUCGUAAAAGCUUUCGAGGCAGAAAUGCAGUCGUGGGAAGAAAAAUUGAUCACGAUGCAGGACAUAAUCGACCAGUGGCUGAUGUGCCAAGCAACUUGGAUGUACCUGGAGCCGAUUUUUAGCAGCGAAGAUAUCAUGAGACAAAUGCCAAACGAGGCGAAGAACUUUCGACAAGUUGACAAAAUUUGGCGAGGCAUCAUGGCCUACGUUGCCAAUAACACGAGAGUCGUUGAUGCAACGUCCAUGAAAGACAUGCUCUCACAAUUCAAAUUGUGCAACACUUAUCUCGAAGGAAUACAGAAAGGUUUGAACGAUUAUCUCGAGAAAAAGCGUUUGUUCUUUCCACGAUUUUUCUUCCUCUCGAACGACGAGCUCUUGGAGAUUCUCUCGGAGACCAAAGACCCUCAGAGGGUUCAACCCCAUUUGCGCAAAUGCUUUGAAGGCAUCAGCAAAUUGAGGUUCACCAAAGACGAUGAAAUAAUUGGCAUGCUUUCCGACGAAGAGGAGUACGUUCCUAUGAGCGGUAAAAUUUAUCCUGCCGACGCGAAAGGCAUGGUAGAAAAAUGGCUCUGCCAGGUCGAAGAAUUGAUGAGAGUUUCCUUGAGGGACAUCGCUCAGGACAGUAUCAUCGCCUAUUUCAACGAUGUACGCGAAGAAUGGAUAGUUUCGUGGCCCGGCCAGAUCGUCCUGUGUGGCAGCCAAGUGCACUGGACGAGUGAGGUAUGCGAGAGCAUCGAGAGUGGUGAGACAGCGGCGUAUCUGACGAAAUGUAGUCAACAGAUCGAGCGGACAGUGGCUCUGGUCCGGGGGAAGCUGGAGCCAGGAGCGCGGAUAACAUUGAACGCUCUGAUAGUGAUAGACGUGCACGCUCGUGACGUGGUGAAAUCGCUGGUUGAAGGGAAGGUGAAAAACGUGAUGGAUUUCAACUGGAUAUCGCAGCUGCGAUAUUAUUGGUCGGAAGGGAGCGUGGUGGUCUCGAUGAUAACGACGGACGUCGCCUACGGCUUCGAAUACCUCGGGAACACCCCGCGUUUGGUGAUCACGCCUCUGACCGACAGAUGUUACAGGACCCUGAUGGGAGCGUUGAAACUGAAUCUCGGUGGGGCGCCGGAAGGUCCAGCAGGAACUGGCAAGACCGAGACUUCGAAGGACCUCGCGAAGGCAGUCGCCAAGCAGUGUGUUGUGUUCAACUGCUCGGACGGCCUUGAUUAUCAGGCGAUGGGAAAAUUCUUCAAAGGAUUGGCCCAGUCGGGGGCGUGGGCUUGCUUCGACGAGUUCAACAGAAUCGAGCUCGAGGUUCUGUCGGUGAUAGCCCAGCAGAUAUCGACGAUACAAAUGGCCAUUGGGAUGAAACUCGAGCGUUUCAAUUUCGAAGGAACGGAAAUAAAGCUCGAUUUGACUUGCAAUAUAUUCAUCACGAUGAACCCCGGCUACGCCGGUCGCCAGGAGUUGCCGGACAAUCUCAAAGUGCUUUUUCGUACGGUCGCGAUGAUGGUGCCGGACUAUGGGAUGAUCGGGGAAAUAACUUUGUACAGCUACGGCUUCGACAACGCCAGAAGCUUGGCUGAGAAAAUAGUUCACACUUAUAAACUGUGCUCGGAACAAUUGAGCUCGCAGAGUCAUUACGAUUAUGGAAUGAGAGCUGUCAAAACUGUUUUGGUAGCAGCUGGAAAUCUGAAGUUCAAGUACCCAACGGAUGACGAGUCGGUGUUGGUGCUGCGGGCGAUCGUCGACGUGAAUUUACCCAAGUUUCUCUUCCAGGACGUCGGACUCUUCGUCGGCAUUUACAAUGAUCUCUUCCCGGGCAUCGAACUUCCGCAGCCCGAUCGCGACGAGUUGAUCGACUUCCUGCGUGUCAAUUUGGCGAAGCGAAAUCUCCAAUCGACUCCGUGGUAUUUGGAGAAAAUCGUGCAGAUUUACGAGAUGAUUUUGGUCCGGCACGGCUUGAUGAUCGUCGGCGAAACUCUCGGCGGCAAAACCCAAGCUUAUCAAACUCUGGCCGACUCCCUGGCCGAUUUAUCCAACAAGAGGAAAGCUCUGCUCCGCGAAUUCCGGACCGUUUAUCGGAUCAUCAAUCCCAAAGCGAUCACCAUGGGACAGUUGUACGGCAGCUUCGAUCCCGCUUCCCACGAGUGGAGCGACGGCGUCCUCGCCAACAGUUUUCGCGAAUACGCUCAACCCAUGAGUUCCGAAAGAAAGUGGAUCGUUUUCGACGGUCCGAUCGACGCCGUUUGGAUCGAAAACAUGAACACCGUCCUCGACGACAAUAAAAAAUUGUGCCUCAUGUCCGGCGAAAUCAUACAAAUGUCCAACAAAAUGAACAUGAUCUUCGAGCCUGCUGAUCUCGAACAAGCCUCCCCGGCCACCGUCAGUCGUUGCGGCAUGAUUUACAUGGAACCUUCCCAACUCGGCUGGCAAGCCAUGUUCGAAUCUCACAAAAAGCAUCUCCGUGCAAAAUUGCUUCUCGAGCAAUUCGAACUCGUUUGCGAGCUCAUCGAGUGGCUGGUCAAUCCGAUUUUCGAUUUUUUGAAAUUCAACUGUAAAAGUUUCGUCGAUACUUCCGAUCUUUACAUGUUUCUCGCUUUCACGCGGCUGUUCAACACCAUGCUCGAAGGCGAGUCCCAGGUGAGCACAGUUUGGCUGCAGUGCGUCCUGCUCUUCAGCAUGGUCUGGGGAUUCGGCUCGACUUUGAUAACGGACAGUAGAAAAGCCUUCGACGUUUAUCUGCGGUCCCUGCUGCUUGGCAACGUCGAGGAAUAUCCUAAGCCGAAAGCCUUCAAGCUGACGAAGCAGCAGCUCUUUCCGGAUCGGGGCAUAGUUUACGAUUGGGUUUAUGACAAGAAGAAUAACGGAUCUUGGAUUUCCUGGAUGGAGACGGGCGUUCAGACACCGUUGCCGGCGAACGCGAAAGUCAGCGAGUUGAUAAUCCAGACGAACGAGGUAUCGAUGCAGAGGUUUUUCGUCUCGAGCUUCCUGAAGCGAUCGUUACCGGUACUGUUCGUCGGUCCAACGGGGACGGGGAAGUCAUCGAUUAUUUUGGACUAUUUGUUGAGCUUGCCGCGAGAUAAGUACGUCCAGAACGUCGUCAACUUCAGCGCCCGUACGAGUGCUUCGCAGACUCAAGAGAUCGUGAUGUCCAAGUUGGACAGAAGAAGGAAAGGAGUUUACGGGCCAGCGAUGGGGAAGCAGUGCGUGUUGUUCGUGGAUGACCUGAGCAUGCCGCAGAAAGAAAUUUACGGUGCGCAGCCACCGAUCGAGCUUCUGCGGCAGUGGAUCGACCACGGGCACUGGUUCGAUCCGAAGGACACGACGAUGCUGUAUCUCGUCGACAUGCUCCUGGUGACGGCGAUGAUCCCACCGGGGGGUGGUUCGAACGUGGUGACACCGAGGCUGACGAGGCACACGCACAUCAUCGGCAUGGACGCCUUCGAGGACGCAACGAUGACGAAGAUCUUCGCUACUCUGUUGGAUUGGCACUUUGGUAAGGGCUACGACACGAACGUCGGUCGUUUGGGAAAAAUGGUGGUUUCGGCAACGAUGAAGGUUUACCACGAAUCCCGGGAGAACUUUUUGCCGAUUCCUUCCAAGAGCCACUACACUUUCAACCUCCGGGAUUUCGCCCGCGUCAUCGGCGGCGUGGUCCUCGUUCCUGCAGCGAGAAUGCGCGAGCCGGAAAAGCUCAUGAGACUUUGGGUCCACGAGAUAUUCCGCGUGUUCCACGACCGCCUCGUCGACGAGGGCGAUCGCGAGGCUUUCUUCAAGAUCGUCAAGCACGUUGUUUACGAAGAGCUUCGUCAGCCACUGGAAAAAAUACUAACGAGCUUCCUGGGGGAAGAUGAAAAAAGCAUAAACCGCCAACAUCUGGGCGGCCUCUAUUUUGGCAUGUACAUGGAACCCGAUGCUGAUCCGCCGAUCUAUGACGAAGUUCCAAGCUUCGGUGAGCUCGAGGAGAAAAUGGAUUACUACCUGGCCGAGUACAACAUGACUUCCAAGACGGUCAUGUCCCUCGUGCUCUUCAGGUACGCGAUCGAGCACGUGUCGAGGGUUUCGCGAGUCCUUAUGCAGGACAAAGGCCACGCUAUGCUCGUCGGUGUCGGUGGCUCCGGGCGCAACUCCUGCGCCAAAUUGGCAACGAGUGUAUCCGAAUUCGCUAUCCACCAGGUUGAGAUCACUAGAAAUUACGGGUUUUCCGACUGGCGGGAAGAUUUGCGGAAGCUGCUGAUGAGGGUGGGCAAAGAAGGAAAACCGACCGUCUUCCUAUUCGGUGAUAAUCAGAUCCAAGACGAGAGCUUCGUCGAGGACAUAAACAUGGUACUGAACACCGGGGACGUCGCGAAUCUCUACGGCAGCGAGGAAAAGGCCGAGAUACUCGAGGCAAUGAUGAAUCUUACUCGGGACCCGAGCAGCAAAAAAAUGGAGACAACUCCGAUGUCCCUUUACGCUGUUUUCGUUGAAAGAGUCAAAAAGUAUCUGCACAUCGUCCUGACGAUGUCGCCGAUAGGUGACGCCUUCCGUAAUCGUCUGAGGAUGUUCCCUUCGCUGAUUAAUUGCUGCACGAUCGAUUGGUACGACGUCUGGCCGCCGGACGCCCUCGAGAGAGUGGCGACGACCUCCCUACGGGAGCUGGACAUCCCCAAUGACGUUCGGACCUCCUGCGUCGCGAUCUGUCAACAGUUUCACGAAAGCGUGAGACGCGUAAGCGAGGAAUACGAGAGAACGACGAGGCGGAAAAACUACGUUACGCCGACGAGUUUCCUGCAGCUCAUUAAGUCGCUCUACCGACUUUACGGUCGUAAGGUCGACGACAUCACCUCCCAGCAGAACCGCUACGUCGUCGGCUUGGAAAAGCUCGAUUUUGCGGCCGGACAAGUCGCUGUGAUGCAGAAUGAACUGCACGUUUUGCAACCGCAGCUGGUCGCCCAGUCGCAGCUCAGUGACAAGUUGAUGAUCCGCAUUGAACAGGACACCGUCAAUGUGGAAGCCAAGAAGGAAGUCGUCGCUGCCGAUGAGGCUCUGGCCAAUGAGGCAGCAGCGGCUGCCCAGGCGAUCAAAGACGAUUGCGAAAGUGAUUUGGCCGAGGCGACGCCCGCCCUGGAGGCUGCGCUCGCAGCUCUCGACACUUUGAAACCCGCUGACAUUACAAUUGUCAAAUCAAUGAAAAAUCCACCGGCCGGUGUCCGACUCGUGAUGGAAGCUGUUUGCGUCCUGAAAGGCGUCAAACCUGAAAAAGUUCAAGAUCCGGCCACUGGCAAAACUACCGACGACUAUUGGGCCGCAUCCAUCAAAGUCCUCGGCGACAUGAAGUUCCUCGAACACCUUAAAACUUUCGACAAAGACAAUAUACCCGUUGCUUCCAUGAAACUCAUCAGAGACAAAUUCAUGAACGACCGUAAUUUCCAACCUGAAGUCAUCAAAAAAGUUUCCACCGCCUGCGAAGGCCUCUGCCGAUGGGUUCGUGCCAUGGAGGUUUACGAUCGGGUCAUCAAAGUCGUCGCCCCUAAGAAAGCUAUGCUCGCCGAAGCCGAAGCUGAAUUAGCUGCGCAGAUGGAAACCCUCAACGCUAAAAGAACUCUACUUCAGGAAGUAACCGACAAGCUGCAAACAUUGAACGACGAAUUCGCAGAGUGCAUGAGGGAGAAAAAGAAGUUGGAGGAUCAGAUAGAUCAUUGCAUGCAGAAAUUAGACAGAGCAGAAAAAUUAUUGGGAGGCCUGGGUGGAGAAAAAACUCGUUGGAGUGAGACAGCUUCGCUGUUGGGUUCGAGCUUGGGCAACAUAAUCGGCGAUGUACUUUUGGCAUCAGGAGUCGUCGCGUACCUUGGUGUCUUUACGAUCGAGUACCGUAAUGGCUUAGUAGCCGAUUGGUACAGUUUGUGUAAACAAAUGAGAAUCCCAUGCGGUGAGAAGUUCAGCUUGGACGAAAUAUUGGGAGACCCGGUCGAAAUAAGGGCCUGGAUGAUCCACGGACUGCCAGCUGACAAUUACUCCAUCGAGAAUGGCAUAAUCGUGAAAAACGCCGAUCGGUGGCCGCUGAUGAUCGACCCCCAGGGCCAGGCGAACAAGUGGAUAAAGAAUCUUGAGAAGCAGCAGAAACUGAUGGUGAUCAAAUUGACCGACAGCAAUUAUGUGAGAACGAUGGAAGUUGCGAUCCAGCUGGGCAAACCGGUGCUCCUGGAAAACAUACUGGAAGAAAUAGACGCGAUUCUUGAGCCUGUGCUGGUGAAAAAUAUUUACAAACAACAAGGAGUUGCCUACAUGCGGUUCGGCGAGACUGUCCUCGAGUACAACGAUUCAUUUAGAUUUUACAUCACUACUCGAUUACGAAAUCCUCAUUAUUUACCUGAAGUCUCGGUUAAAGUGACUCUCCUGAAUUUCAUGAUAACGCCCCAAGGCUUGCAAGACCAACUGCUGGGCAUAGUCGUAGCCAAAGAUUUGCCUGUUUUGGAGGAAAAGAAAAACCAGCUGAUCGUCGAGGGCGCAAACAACAAGAGAAUAUUGAAGGAAAUCGAGGACAAAAUCCUCGAAGUCCUUUCCACUUCCGAGGGCAACAUACUCGAGGAUGAAACGGCCAUAAAAAUAUUGUCAUCUUCGAAAUUGCUCUCGGAAGACAUUCAAGCCAAGCAGAAAGUGGCUGCAAUAACGUCGAAGGAGAUUGACGAGGCGAGGAACGGGUACAAGCCCGUGUCGCGACACGGCUCGAUAUUGUUCUUCUGCAUAUCCGAACUCGGCAACAUCGAUCCCAUGUAUCAGUACUCCUUGGUCUGGUUCAUCAAUCUCUACGUCAUGUCAAUUGCCAAGAGCGAAACUUCCUCGGAUCUUCAGACGAGGAUGCACAACUUGAACCAGUUCUUCACUAGGAGCAUUUACAAAAAUGUUUGUCGUUCUCUCUUCGAGAAAGACAAACUCAUAUUCUCCUUGGUCCUCGGGGUCGGUAUAUUGAGAGCGGAGAACAAGAUCGAUGAAGAUCUCUGGAACUUUUUGCUGACCGGUGGAGUCGCCCUGGAAAAUCCUUAUCCGAAUCCGGACCCGAGCUGGUUGACCGACAAAUCCUGGUCGGACAUUGUCCGUGCUUCGACGAUCCACUGUCUUGGAGAGUUCAAAAAUUCUCUGUUGAAGCAUCAGGCCGAAUGGAAAGCUCGCUAUGAUUUGGCGGACCCGCAGAACAGUCAUUUCCCAGCGCCCUACGAACAAGCAAAUAACGCGGAUAUGAUUAAACUCGUCAUACUCAAGUGUCUCAGACCAGAUAAAAUUGUUUCGGCUGUUCAGAAUUACAUAAUUGCUAACAUGGGAGAUUUCUUCGUGGAGCCGCCAGCGUUUGAUCUCCAGGAUGCCUACGGCGAUUCGAGCAACGUAACGCCCCUCGUCUUCAUACUUUCUCCGGGUUCAGACCCAAUGGCGGGCCUCAUUAAAUUCGCCGAGGACAAAGGGGUCCCGAAGAAAAAUCUCAUGAGCAUUUCCCUGGGCCAAGGACAAGGCCCCAUCGCUGCUCGUCUCAUUGAUCGCUGCAUAAAAAGCGGCGAGUGGGUCGUUCUGCAGAACUGUCAUUUGGCUGAAUCCUGGAUGAAGGAACUCGAUCGUAUCUGCGACGAAAUUGUCGUCCCCGAAGGCACACACCUCAGAUUUCGUAUGUGGCUCACCAGCUAUCCUUCCAGAAGUUUUCCUGUUUCAAUCCUCCAAAAUGGCGUCAAAAUGACCAACGAAGCACCCAAAGGAUUGCGACAAAAUCUGUUACGAAGCUACAACAACGAUCCCCUGUCGGACGACAAAUUCUUUCGUGGCACUUUCAAAACCCUCGAAUGGCGUGCUCUCCUCUUCUCUUUGUGUUUCUUCCAUGCUGUCGUUCAAGAGAGAAGAAAAUUUGGACCACUCGGUUGGAAUAUUCCUUAUGAAUUUAAUGAGUCUGAUCUACGCAUCAGUGUCGUUCAACUCCAGAUGUUCUUGAACGAUUACGACCAAGUACCAUUCGACGCCUUGCUCUACUUAACUGGUGAGUGUAAUUACGGUGGACGUGUCACCGACGACAAAGAUCGCAGACUCUUGAUUUCCCUUCUAAAGAUUUAUUACAACACUGACGUUAUUAAAGAUCCUGAGUAAGUUUCUACAACAAUUUCUUAAUCAUCGCUUGAUUUAAAAAACAAUACAGAAUCAUCAAGUGUUCGAAGAAAAACUCUGAUUUUGUAGCGGUCUGAGAACUUCAGCAUUAUUGGAUUGAAAUGUGUUUGCA
Molecule: messenger RNA, 10440 nt
Organism: Venturia canescens
Lineage: Eukaryota; Metazoa; Arthropoda; Insecta; Hymenoptera; Ichneumonidae
Gene: Dnah3
Product: dynein heavy chain 3, axonemal
Exons: 10
Coding region: 30-10310 (3426 amino acids)
Biological process (GO): microtubule-based movement
Cellular component (GO): dynein complex
Molecular function (GO): dynein light intermediate chain binding; minus-end-directed microtubule motor activity; ATP binding
Source: RefSeq, a predicted model, not a curated record